UGGGCAGAUACGUAUCUUAAAGUAUCUGAGAUACGUAUUUAGAUACGUAUCUUAUUUAAAUACAGUAUUUAAAUACCGAAUAAUUAAGUAUCUUGUAUUUUGCAUUUAAUUACUUAAUCUAAGUGUAUCUUGUAUUUAAAUGUAUUUAAAUGUAUUUACUAAUUACAUAUUUUGUCCUUUUUUGAAAAAAGUAAAAAAAUUGUAAUGUUAUCGAGUUAUCGUCUGCCGGCACGAUGCAAAAGCUCACGCGACUCUUCGUCAUAAACAAACGGAUCGCGAAAUAGAUACACAUUCUAAAUUCUAACAUUCUUAAAAGCUUCUAAUGAGAACUGCUUCGGCGACCGAAGGUCGGUACAUAAUAGACGGCGUUGUGUAUCUAUCUCGCGAUCCGUUUGUUUAUGACGAAGAGUCGCGUGAGCUUUUGCAUCGUGCCGGGUUAUGAAAUUAGUUUCUACAAAGAUUUUUGCUAAUAUAAGAACAAUAACAAUAGCAGCAUAGCCAGCAUACAGCAUAUAAUGUAAGAAAUGGACGCUGAACCCAGGACAUCUAAAGACUGCGACUACUGCGAGAAAGAAAAUAUACCAGCUAUUUUAAAUGGCGAAUUAUUCGUCAUAAAAAAUAUAGAUAACAAUAAAGUUAUGGCUCAAUGUAAGGUGUGCAAUGCCAAACGUAAGAAAACAAUGAUAAAAGGUGCACUAAAUGCACAACUAAUUUUUGUACACAAAUUACAUCCUACAGAAUUCAAUAAAUUCACCGAGAUGUCAAUAAAAUCCUAUCCUAAUCGUAAAAAAAGAAAAGUGGCAAAUGAUGACAAAUCUGCACCUACAAUUUCUACAAACAUUGACGUUGGAAGCAGUUGUGUAAAACAGAAGCAGUUGAAAAUUAGUGAAGUUAAGAUACCCAGCAACAAACAGAAACAAACACUCUUUGAUAAAAAUGUAAUGAAUUACAUUGUGAAAAGUAUGAAACCACUUAAUACUGUUGACGAUCCAAAUUUUAUCGACUUAUGCCGAGGUUUAGACAGUUCUAUAAUAGUGAUGUCUCGUCGAACUCUUAGUCGAAAGAUAGAAGAGGACCGUAUAUCCGUUACUGAACAACUAUUACAAGUGUUUCAAAACGUAAAAUUUAUAUGCAGUACAGCAGAUAUCUGGUCCACGAAACAUCGAAGUUUCAUGGGCGUGACGGCACACUGGAUCGACGAAAACACUCUUCAACGUCACAGUGCUGUUCUUGCAUGUAAACGUUUUAAGGGAACACAUAAUUAUAUUUCAAUAGCAAAUUUAUUAUUUGAAAUAAAUAUGCAAUAUAAUUUGAAGAGCAAACAGAUAGUUUCAACGGUAACUGACAAUGGAUCGAAUUUUGUCAAAGCCUUUAAAGAAUUCGGUUAUAAGAUAAAAAUACCAACUAUGCUAGAAGAAGAAAUACCUACUGUGCUAGAGAAAGAGGAGGAAGGAGAAAUAGAUUCCGAAUAUUGUAGUAACGAAGAAGAUUUAGAUGAAUACGUCGAUGAAUUAGAUACAGAUUUUGAAUUUCGUAAUAUCAAUCAAGAGCAAGAGGACACCAAUAUUCAACCCAUUAUUGAACUAUCAAAGCACCUAAGAUGUGCAAGCCAUACUUUAAGCUUGGUGGCAACUACGGACUUUACAAAAGCGUUGAAACAAAAUUCUGUUGCAUCCAAAAUUCAUCAUACAGCAAUGGGAAAAUGCACGAUGUUGUGGAAUAUGUCUCGAAGACCAAAAACAUCAGAGAAAAUUGUUGAUUUCUUAGGAAAAAGUUUAAAGUAUCCAACCCCUACACGCUGGAAUUCGUUAUUUGAUGCGUUGUCCGAUCUUUUAGUACAUCGAGAAAAGCUUAAUAAGUUAAUGCCGAAAUUAGAUUCAAAUGUUCUUUUUAAAGAUGUAGAGUUAAAUUAUUUAGAAGAAUGCAUCGCCGUAUUAUCUCCCAUUGCGUCAGCAUUAGACCGAUUGCAGAGCGAAAAUGAAUGCUACUAUAGCAUUUUAAUGCCAACUCUUUUUUCUCUUAAACUGAGAAUGAAAAUGUUACAUAAAAAAAAUCUGAGAUUUUUAGAUAGCGUCGUAGCAAUUUUUAUUACUUCACUCGAGAAAAUAUUUGAAGACUUCUUCAAUUUUUCGCCAAAAGUAAACGAUGCUAUCAUUGCUUCGUGUUUACACCCGGCAUUUAAACUAAAGUGGCUUCCAAAGACCAUGUCCAGCGAGAAAGUGUUAGGUUUUUGAAACUUGUGUAACGCGGCUAUAGACGAGUUUGAACCUCUUGAAACCACAAUUAUCUC
This is a messenger RNA of Temnothorax curvispinosus, 2290 nucleotides long. RefSeq lists its product as uncharacterized. Lineage: Eukaryota; Metazoa; Arthropoda; Insecta; Hymenoptera; Formicidae. The record is from RefSeq and is a predicted model, not a curated record. Bases 525 to 2234 code for a protein of 569 amino acids. The transcript has 3 exons.